Messenger RNA from Anolis sagrei ordinatus, 1797 nucleotides. RefSeq names its product flotillin 1 (gene FLOT1). Gene Ontology annotation, cellular component: plasma membrane; cytoplasmic vesicle; flotillin complex. The record is from RefSeq and is a predicted model, not a curated record. Lineage: Eukaryota; Metazoa; Chordata; Lepidosauria; Squamata; Anolidae. Gene Ontology annotation, biological process: positive regulation of endocytosis; positive regulation of cell-cell adhesion mediated by cadherin; regulation of receptor internalization.
GAACAAGGGAAGGGGAAGGUAACGGGGCCGAGGGCUGAUGGGAAAGCCUUGGUGUCAGAGACGGGAAGGGAGUGUCUUCUCAGAGCAGGAAGAAACACACCGAAGAGGAGGAGGAGGAGGAGGAGGAGGAGGGCCAUCAAGGGAUCUCACGGCUUCGGGUACAGAAUCCUCCUGGCAUCAAGAUGUUCUUUACCUGUGGCCCCAAUGAGGCCAUGGUGGUCUCAGGUUUCUGCCGCAGUCCCCCGGUCAUGAUAGCUGGAGGCCGGGUGUUUGUAGUGCCAUGUAUCCAACAGAUCCAGAGGAUCUCACUGAAUACUCUGACCCUGAAUGUGAAGAGCGAGAAAGUGUACACGCGGCAUGGAGUCCCCAUCUCAGUCACUGGCAUUGCCCAGGUCAAGAUCCAGGGCCAGAACAAGGAGAUGUUAGCAGCUGCUUGCCAGAUGUUCCUGGGCAAAUCAGAGCCUGAAAUUGCCCAUAUCUCCCUGGAAACGCUUGAAGGACAUCAGAGAGCCAUCAUGGCUCAUAUGACCGUGGAGGAAAUAUACAAGGACCGGCAGAAGUUUUCUGAGCAAGUUUUCAAAGUCGCUUCUUCUGAUCUGGUCAAUAUGGGAAUCAGUGUAGUCAGCUACACUCUCAAGGACAUCCAUGAUGACCAGGACUAUCUGCACUCUCUGGGGAAAGCCCGAACAGCACAGGUUCAGAAGGAUGCCAGGAUCGGGGAAGCCGAAGCCAAGAGGGAUGCUGGCAUUAAGGAAGCCAAUGCCAAGCAGGAGAAAUUGUCCGCUCAGUUCUUGAAUGAUAUUGAAAUGGCCAAAGCCCAGCGGGACUUUGAGCUGAAGAAGGCUAUGUAUGACAUUGAGGUGAACACGCGGAAAGCAGAGUCGGACCUGGCCUAUCAGCUACAGGUAGCCAAGACAAAGCAGAUGAUUGAGGAGCAGAAGAUGCAGGUGCUGGUGGUGGAACGAACCCAACAGAUUCAGAUACAGGAGCAGGAGAUGAUUCGGAAGGAGCGCGAGCUGGAGGCCAAGGUCAAGAAGCCUGCGGAAGCCGAGCGCUACCGGCUGGAGAAACUGGCCGAGGCAGAAAGGACACAGCUUAUCAUGCAGGCGGAGGCAGAAGCCGAGGCGGUCAGGGUGAAGGGUGAAGCGGAGGCUUUCGCUAUUGAAGCCAAGGCCCGGGCUGAUGCUGAGCAGAUGAUGAAGAAAGCAGAUGCCUUCAAGCAGUACCAAGAGGUGGCCAUGGUUGACAUGCUUCUGGAGAGGCUUCCAGAGAUGGCUGAACAAAUCACCAAACCCAUGGCCUCGGUGAACAAGAUCACGAUGGUGUCAAGUGGGGCUGGAGACGUGGGGGCGGCCAAGAUGACUGGGGAAGUCCUGGAAAUCAUGAACAGGUUGCCGGACACAGUGGAGAAACUGACUGGCAUUAGCAUCUCUCAGCAGAUGAACCAGAAGAAGCCAGGAAGAAUGAACUAGAGGCAGACGAUUUGAGGGGUGCAGUUGGAGGAAGAGAGAUCUUCCGAAGCAUGAACUCCCAUUAUCCUUAGCUGUGUAUCUCCAUAUAUAGCCUUCUUCUCCACCCAGAACCCUCCUGUAAUUGCCAAACCUUUCUGGACUGAACUGUUGCAUGUUGGCCAACGUUAUUCAAAACUGCUGAGGUCUGUUGUGCAGCUGUUGUGUCCCAGUUACAACCCAAAGUGAACCUUAGAAAAUGCUGGUAACCAACCGUCAUUUGUAACACAUGGUUUUGUUGCAAACCCAUUGUGACUCAUAACCACUAUAUGUUACCUGGGUUCUCUCA